AUGUCUCGGGAAGAAUCAGAAAUUGGCGUAGAUGAAGAGUCGGAGAUCGAUGCUUUGCCAAAUGCCAAAAAAUUGAAGGUUUCCCCGGGAGAUAUUGUGAAUGUGGAUACGGAUGUUAACGUUGGCCUUGCCGAAGGUCCGUCGACCAUGUCGAACGCACUCGCGUCUUCUAAUGUUAGUGAUGUACGAGGUGAUACAAACGACAUAAGUAACAGAGAACGGGGGAUGAGUUACCGGUUGCGAAUCGAGAAUAUACCGAAAUAUGUGAAUACCAAGACGAUCAAAGAUUUUCUGGAAAAAAAUAAUUGUGGAAAACUUCAAGUUAAAAAGGCGCCGAAUUGGAGUUACUGCUAUGCCCACCUUAAAUCGAGGGAGCAACAAUUGGAGACGAUUGAGAAAUUAAAAGAUGUGAAGUUCAAGAAUAAACUAAUUGUUGUGAAAGCAGAUAACAUAACGGAACAAGAGCGUCAAAACCUAUUUAAUACUAGAAAGAAGGCAGCUUUUUCAGACACAAAUGAAGGCCAACAACGUUCGCCAGAAGAAAUGCUUGCGGAUCAGACAACGCCUUUGCAUCGCCUUUCUUAUCCCGAACAACUAAAGUCCAAGGAGAAUGUCAUCAAAGAUGCACUUUCACAUUUUCGUAAGAAGAUUGAAGAAUUGUCAAAAGAUGGUCACCAACCAAAUUGGAUAGUCAAAGGAUCACCUCCGGUCCUGGUGGAUAUGUGCUGUGGAACUGGAACCAUUGGAAUUGCUUUGUCCAAAAUAUUGGGAAACAAAGUCGAGGAAAUUAUAGGAAUAGAGAUUUGUAUGGAGGCCGUGGAAGACGCGAAGUUCAAUGCGAUGUCAAAUGAAAUAAAUAACACUCAAUACAUUCUUGGACCGGUCGAAGAGAAUUUACGUUUCUUAAGCAAAUUCAAUAAUGAUGAAGCGGGAACAGUUAUUGCGAUAGUAGAUCCACCUAGGGCCGGUGUUCAUAAGAGUGUCAUCAAAGCUCUCAGGCAGUGUCGAGCUAUUGAUUACCUAUUGUACAUUUCGUGUGAUUGUAAUUUGGCAACACAAAAUUUCAUCGAGUAA
Messenger RNA from Acaulospora colombiana, 1074 nucleotides. NCBI's taxonomy places the organism in Eukaryota, Fungi, Glomeromycota, Glomeromycetes, Diversisporales, Acaulosporaceae. The record is from the annotation of a GenBank genome assembly.